UAAUCAUAACUUUCUCUGGCAAAUAAAAAUAUUAUAAAUGUAAAUCGCCGACUGCAUUGAAAUAUUUGUGAAGAAUAAGAGCUAUUCAAUUUAUAUUCAAUCAAAUGUUUAUUUCGGGUGGAAAACCACUAAAGCCUUCUGUUAAAUUAAGACCAGCACGAUGCCCUGGAGCACACUUCCGCCGGAAGUGCUGGCGAAAAUCUCCAACAUUCGCUUCCGGGAUCGCGUGGUUUUCGCUGGUGUGCCGCCAAUGGAACGACGUGAUCUUUGGAUUGUGCCCAUCAGCGGACUACCUGUUGCCUUUGAGAAGCUACAGCUACAGCGAUCUUUGCAUCGACCAUGUGCCAUCGUUACUUAGAAGCAGUGCCCGCCGUUAUCGUAACCUGGAGGUGAACUGGGAGGAAUCGGAACUACGUCCAGAUAAUCGUGAAGAUACGUUUUUUACGCAUUUAGAUCAAGCUCUAGUGAUUCUUGCUGAAAAGGGAUCCAUCAAAUGCCUUUGGUUAACCGCGCCUCUUGAUCAACGAAUGGUUCGUUUUUUCGCCAAACACGAAGCCCUUAUUGACUCGUUGGAAGAGCUCUGGGUAACAAUAAGUACCAAAUGCUUUACAUACACAGUUAGCAACACCAAGUGGACACCAGUUCAGGGUAGGCUUAGCAAUUUGCGCAGUCUAAAAUGGGAUGAAUACGAAAACUAUACUGGGGAAAUUUUUAAAGAUUUUAUAUUCGGCUUAAGCAUGCCCAAAGUUACAAAAGUAAAGUUGCGCAGAGGUCACGACUUUGAAAGCAGAGAUAGAAGCUUGAUCGAGUUAAGGGAUGCUGAAAAUGUCUGCGAACUGACUGUUGCCAACCUUGAAGAGUACUGUUCAAGACAAUAUUUCAAAGUGGCUCGACCAAAGCUGUGUCGCCUACGGUUAAACAACACGUUGAAUAAAAUGGCAAAUCAGGAGCUGCUGGAAAUCGCAAGUAAUCUUCCUAAUGUGCAACAUUUAAAUAUCAGCAUGGUGUGGAUAGAUUUUGCAACGUCCUUAUCGCUAGCAUCGAUGUUACAAUCUUUAACAGAACUAACGAUGGAUUUGCACUUGGUAAACCUAACACAUUUUUCUAAAAAGCUACAAGAUAUCCACGGUCUCACCAUUCUUCAUCUAAACUGUCAUAGCAGGUGUACUGUUGAGGAGAGCAUCCAAAUCGAACUUCUUAAGUUGGUAGAAUUUCGCUGCCGGUACGAAAUAAACGAAUCCGAUAGCCGUGUAUUUCUCUUCUGUCCGCGAAUUGCCGUAUUCGAGCAGACAAGCGAUGUCAGUAACGGCGGCAAUGCCAUCUUCUUUCAGCUACAAAGCUUCUGAUUUGGACGCAUUUUCUACACAACUCUUUGAGGGACAAAUCGAACGACGAUUGUGUAUCACCAAAUAAGGAAAGGCAAAUCCUCUGGUAAGAUUACAGAUAGGCUGAAGUCAAACUAUUUACUAUAUAUUUUAUAUUAUUUUUCUAAAAGAAACUAACAGUGUUGACAUCUUUAUAUAAAGAAAUUUUAAUUUAAACAAUUGUUUUAAAGAUUUUAAUCACACUCCCAAUAAACUUCAAAUAAAGAUAUAAAAUAACCAAAAAAAAGUGGAAAAGAUGUAAAAGAUCUUGCAACCAUGCAUGUCUAAAAAAUGUAAAGCUUACUUGAAAUAUACAGAACUUGUCACUAGAUUUAAAAAUACAAUUCAGAUCAAAAAGAAAAAAAAUCCGGAUUACCUUUUUUUAUUUAUGGUUUUGAGAUCAGCUCUAUGGGAAAUGUAAAAAAAGUUUAUUCCUAAAUUCAACCCAUAUUUCAAACAAUAAAAAUGUAAUUUAAGUAAUCACAUAUGGAAUUUAAAAAAAGAAUCUCGUUCGUGAAUUUCUCUUACCUGACCUCUUACCUUGUCGGGGUCGAGGGAAGGGGACAGAAAAAUAUAAAAAUUAAAAAAAAAACAAGCCACAGCCUAACAUUUGAAAGACAUAAGUGUUUUUAAAUGCAUUUUACACUAGUUCAGUUCCUUGCAAUCAUUAGUUUUCAAAAAAAGUAAGAUUUGACGAAAAUGAACAUUUUAGCGAAAAAAACUGGUUGCGGUACUGUAUUGGGGAAAUUUUCGUACUUUUGGCAGGUUAAGCACUCACUCCUAACUCCAUCCAAUUGGAUGAUUUUCACUAUUGAAACAAUUUAUUUUGCAAAACUAUUAAGCUAAUAAUCACUCACUUUUGAAAACACUUUUUAAGCUAUAAUUAUAAUUGAACGUCAAAGUGCUGAUAUGGCAAUAUAAGAAGCACGAUUGAAUUAGAUGAUGUUCCAGUAUCUAAUUGUGUUUAUACAAAUUCAAGAGAUUUUUAAAUAAACCCAAAUGAUUCUGAAUGCAGGAGAAUGCAUUUUAAAUUGAUUUCAGCUGAAUGCACUUCAACUUUCUUGGAAUUUUCGAGGUUUCCUGUAAAAAAAAUGAUUGCCCUGGAUUUUUCGACCCGAAUUCCAAAAAUAUUUGUACCAGCCUUAAGCCUCAUAUUAAUCUUUGUGUACAACAGGAGGCCGUGAUGUAGGGGUAAGCGUGGUUGCCUCUCCCCAGUCGGCUCGG
Molecule: messenger RNA, 2588 nt
Organism: Culex quinquefasciatus (southern house mosquito)
Lineage: Eukaryota; Metazoa; Arthropoda; Insecta; Diptera; Culicidae
Exons: 2
Coding region: 105-1346 (413 amino acids)
Source: RefSeq, a predicted model, not a curated record